AUGAAUGCAAUUAAUCAAAAUUUCGUUUUGAACUUCGGUCGAGUGACUCCGCCGUACUGUCCAUCGAUACGGUACUACCUGAUCAACCAGCAAUGGAACCGAGACGGCGGGCGGCGGGUUGGUGGUGGCUAUGCGGCCGCCCUUCAAACGCAUCCACUCCCUCCGGCGACGAGCCGCCCCUGCCACAACAGCAACCGCAACAGCCACAGGGCUGUCAUGCCACGUGCCACGCGGCGGCGGACACCACCGGCCGACUUCUAUGCUCCUGGAGGCGACACAGCCGUCUGCGCAGCAAUGGAAAUCUAUAUACGGUGA
This is a messenger RNA of Acanthoscelides obtectus, 315 nucleotides long. The record is from the annotation of a GenBank genome assembly. NCBI's taxonomy places the organism in Eukaryota, Metazoa, Arthropoda, Insecta, Coleoptera, Chrysomelidae.